Molecule: messenger RNA, 930 nt
Organism: Oncorhynchus gorbuscha (pink salmon)
Lineage: Eukaryota; Metazoa; Chordata; Actinopteri; Salmoniformes; Salmonidae
Product: extensin-like
Exons: 1
Coding region: 1-930 (309 amino acids)
Source: RefSeq, a predicted model, not a curated record
AUGCCCUCACACCGACAACCUCACACCGACGCCCUCACACCGACGCCCUCACACCGACACCCUCACACAGACACCCUCACACAGACACCCUCACAUCGACACCCUCACACCGACACCCCCACACCUACACCCUCACACCUAUACCCUCACACCGACACCCUCACACAGACACCCUCACAUCGACACCCUCACACCGACACCCCCACACCUACACCCUCACACCGACACCCCCACACCUACACCCUCACACAGACACCCUCACAUCGACACCCUCACACCGACACCCCCACACCGACGCCCUCACACCGAUGCCCUCACACAGACACCCUCACAUCGACACCCUCACACCGACACCCUCACACCGACACCCUCACACAGACACCCUCACAUCGACACCCUCACACCGACGCCCUCACACCGACACCCUCACACAGACACCCUCACAUCGACACCCUCACACCGACACCCCCACACCUACACCCUCACACCGACACCCCCACACCAACACCCUCACACAGACACCCUCACAUCGUCACCCUCACACCGACACCCCCACACCGACGCCCUCACACCGAUGCCCUCACACAGACACCCUCACAUCGACACCCCCACACCGACGCCCUCACACCGAUGCCCUCACACAGACACCCUCACAUCGACACCCCCACACCGACGCCCUCACACCGAUGCCCUCACACAGACACCCUCACAUCGACACCCCCACACCGACGCCCUCACACCGAUGCCCUCACACAGACACCCUCACAUCGACACCCCCACACCGACGCCCUCACACCGAUGCCCUCACACAGACACCCUCACAUCGACACCCUCACACCGACGCCCUCACACCGACACCCCCACACCUACACCCUCACACCGAUACCUUCACACCGACACACUUUUAGAUACGGCAAGCUGUCACUGUGA